AAGUCCAGGAGUCACACGCAGUGAGGAGAGUGUCCUGCUAUGCUGCUGGAGAGUGGCUGGUGAGUGCUGCAAAAGUCCUCAGCAGAGGUACUGAGUUACUGGAGACAGACCAGGAGGAGGGAAUUACCAUUAAACUCAAAUGGGAAGGCUGAAGGUCUGGAUGAAGCUUAAUGGUUCCUGGUGGGAGCUGGCCCAGUCUUGGCCAGUGGCACAUCCAUCCUGGACCUGGCUGGCAUUGUCUCUGGCAGACUUAGAGGACGCUUCUGGCACCUUCUCACAGAAGUCACCCCUGCAGUUAUGAGGACCUGGCCAUGCUACCCAAUACAUCAGGUUCUGAUUCCUCCUGCUGCCCUUGGUGACAAACACUGAUGCUGAAGAAGAGCCCAAUAGAAAAGAGAAGAGCUUACAUAGAAUGAAGAUCCAAGUAAACAACACUUGAAGAGUGGAGAGAAACUCUAACCUAAUAUGUUCCAGGAAGAUUUCAGGAACAUGACUGAAGGGACCAGGAACAGCAGUGACUCCUCUUCUGCCUUCGUUCACACCAGCACCGUGAGUGCCAUACUGGUCACUGUCUACUCGGUUGCCUUGGCUGGAGGUGGAAUUGGGUCCAUCACAAUGUCCUUUGUGCUGCUCAAGAUGAACACUCUGUCUGUGACCACGACUGCCAUCAUUAACCUGGUUGUUGUGCACAGCCUCCUCCUCUUCACGGUGCCCUUCCGCCUCCACUAUUAUGUCAAAAAGAAGUGGGUAUUUGAUAUGCCAUUUUGCAAAAUGGUGAGUGCCAUGGUGCACAUCCACAUGUACCUGACCUUCAUAUUUUAUGUGAUCACCCUGGUGAUCCGGUGGCUCGUCUUCUUUCAGUGGAAGGACAAGGUGGAGUUUUACAGGAAGCUGCACGCCAUUGGGGCGAGCGCUGCCGUGUGGCUCUUCGUCAUGGUCUUUGGGGUGCCGCUCUUCUACUUCGAGUAUGGACGCUCAGGCUUAUACAAUAAUACAACAUGCUUCAAGUUCCAUAAAGAACUACAGCACGAGAGUGUGAAAGCCCUGAACUACACUGUAAUUGUAGCUGUUGCCCUCAUUUCUUGCGUCCUCUUGAGCUUGCAGAUUUUUAUCCUGGUAAAAGUGGCGAGAAAAUUUUCCACCUCCCUCUGUUCACACCAAGAAUUCUGGGCCCAGGUGAAAAACUUGAUUUUCAUCUGGAUCAUCAUAAUUUGGUUCCUUCCCUAUCACCUGUUUAGAGCCUACUACAUACAGCAUGUGAGUGAUUUUGACCAGUUAGAAAGUUACAAUGAGGUUUUUUUGAGCCUGACUGCCCUGAGCUGCCUGGACCUGCUGUCAUUCGUGCUGAGUGGAAGUCGCUUCUUCAAGCAAAAUGUGGGGAUGCUCCACAGGAGGUUGCUUUGCUGCUAGCAUCAGCAUCCUGCAGCGUGUGCAGGACCUGGGACAGAACAGUGAUGGAUAGACACAGCAAAUGCACUCCUCAGCAAGUGAGGGCGUGCUCUGGAAAUGGUGCAACACACUUGCACAGGGCUUUGCAUAUCAGCUUCCUGAAGUAAUGGAACAAACUGCCUCCCGAGUCCCAGUUAGUAAACAGGAAGGUGACCUCAGCAAUUUCCUCAUGGUGCUACCCAGUGAGUUGUGGAUGGACCUGGAGAAGAGGGAAGAAAGGUCAUGGGUUCUUCUCUCUUACUGUUUUUACAUCAAGAUUUGUGAAGUUAAAGGCACUAGGAGGAGACCUGAGAAUUACAGUGUAGAAACACAAAUAAGAAAGCUGGUUUAUAUGGACUAAGGUACAGAUUUAUGAAACUUAAAGAUCUAUGCAAUUUUCCCAUACAUUUCAUAUUUAUUUCCCACAAGCUCUUAUAAAAUAUUAGGGAAGAUAUUGUUGUUCUUGAGUAGGUCUGUUUCUUCAUUGUUAUGCAUAACUUUCUAAGUGAAUUGAACUAUUAAACCAGCUAUUUAAAACUAAUUCAAUGAUAGAUAGUUAUUUCUUAAAAUAUUUUCUCAAAAAUCACUUUUUGAGAUGAUACCACUGCAGCAGAAAACAAUAUUAUCUUUCUCAUAUUAUGAAAAUAUGUCUAAAAAAAUUGUACACGCUUACUGAAAUGGAUAUUGCAAGUUCAAACAAAAACCUGUAUUAUUAUUCACAAAAUUUUUCAAUUAAAAGUAAUAUUUUACAGUCAGGACAAGUUUUUUUAGGUAAUUCAGACAGAAUUUGUCUUCUCUUCAAAAGACAAAUAUCUUAGGUAUCCAAGGUAGCAAUGUUUCUUUGUAAAUCUUAUGUUGAUUUUGUGCAUUUAUGAAGUUUAUGAGUAGUCACUCAGAGUGUUUUUAACUUGAAAGCAAUUCUAUAAUUUUGUAUCCUGCACUGAUGGAAGGAAUGAAAAUGUUGCUGCUUAGAUUGGAGGGAUGGAAAAAGCUAAUAGACCUAGUGUAGCUAAAAAGCAUAUUCUAUCUCAGUGAGGCAUUGCCAGUUGCUGUCUUUGAAGACAGAAAUAAAUUCCACUAAAAAAGAUGAAAAAUUUGGUAAAAUAUUUCUAUGAGAGACACCGAAGCUUUCAUAGCUCAGCCGAUUUAUACAUAUCCCUAAAAAAGAAUAUAAAUCUUGACUCCUCUAAUGCAAGACAUCAAUGGCUAAUCUUUAUUUUUCUUGCCAUAUGCAUAAGGUCACAUUUUUUUCAUCCAGAGUUAGUGGGAUAAUAAUUUAAUCAUUUAACUAAUUAGAGGUUAUUAGCUGAUCAAUUUUCAUGAGAGUCUUUACUCAUGAUGCUGUUGAAAUCCACCUUUUCACCCCUGUGAAUCUUUCCAUUCCUUUCUGCUUCACCUUCAACAUCUCUUGCACAUCAGACAGCAAUAAAAUAACAAUUGGUUGAUCUUGUUGCACCUGUGCAAUCUCAUUGCUGUGCUCAUUGCUUUUGGUCCCUCCAAGAUGGUUAUUUUAUGAGAUCCCAUCUCUUCUGUGGUCUUUCUACCUUGUCUUCCUUCCUUCUUGCUUCAAGGUCCUUUAUAUCUAUCAGGAUCUUUGAUCAUAAAAAGGUAUUUUCAGGUCAGAGUAUGAGUGAUGCUGUACAACACCAAAAGGUGGAAAUCACUGAAAUUCACAAUACAAGUGAGGUGUUGGGCAGCUCUCAUAGUUCACCCUUGGCAAAUAGCCUGGACCACAUCUGUUAAGAAAGAAAUGUGAGAGCUUGCAGUGUGUGUGUACCUGAGAAAAAUCUGUCCAAGAAGGCAUUUGUUCCCAAAAGACCACAGUAAAAAGGAUGACAACUACCAACCAGAUUCAACAGUAGCUGAGGAACUACUUUCAAAACAUGAAGGGAAUCAACUUGGAUGUGCAGCUCACUACUAGUUAACUGUGUGUCAUUUAGAAAGCAAUAAACUGCUAUUAUCCAGAUUUGUUUUAAAGCUACACAAACAAAUCAUAUUCUCCUUGUGGCGGGAGAGGAUGAAAAUUGGCAUAACAUUUUUGUUUCCUCCCGUAGCAACGUGGUUGGUUAAAGAAAAUGCCUUGCAUGCAUUCUGUAGGCACUGCAUAGCUUUGUAACAUUAUAUAAUAACCCUUCUACUAUAAUAAAGUUAUUAACAAACAA
Molecule: messenger RNA, 3590 nt
Organism: Passer montanus (Eurasian tree sparrow)
Lineage: Eukaryota; Metazoa; Chordata; Aves; Passeriformes; Passeridae
Gene: GPR141
Product: G protein-coupled receptor 141
Exons: 5
Coding region: 466-1410 (314 amino acids)
Biological process (GO): G protein-coupled receptor signaling pathway
Cellular component (GO): membrane
Molecular function (GO): G protein-coupled receptor activity; oxysterol binding
Source: RefSeq, a predicted model, not a curated record